GAGAAAGGGAGCAAGCUACGAGAACUAAAUAAACGAGGGCUUUCUUGCUCCGCUGCAGACUGGAGACGGAAGCGGCUUCUGCCUCCCGAGCCCCAGUCUGCUCCGAUUGGUUUUUGCGGCUGCACACGCGCUGUUGCUCUGCCGGUCGGGAGUCAGGGCAGCGAUGGCGACCUUUGUGAGCGAGCUGGAGGCGGCCAAGAAGAACCUGAGCGAGGCGCUGGGCGACAACGUGAAGCAAUAUUGGGCUAACCUGAAAUUGUGGUUCAAGCAGAAGAUCAGCAAAGAAGAAUUUGACUUGGAAGCUCAUCGGCUCCUCACACAGGAAAAUGUACAUUCCCACAAUGAUUUCCUCUUGGCUAUUCUCACUCGUUGUCAGAUUUUGGUUUCUGCACCAGAGGGUGCUGGAUCUUUACCCUGGACAGGAGGUUCUGCAGCUAAACCUGGAAAGCCCAAAGGAAAGAAAAAACUUUCUUCAGUUCGACAGAAAUUUGAUCAUAGAUUCCAGCCUCAGAAUCCUCUGUCAGGAGCCCAGCAGUUUGUGGCAAAGGAUCCACAAGAUGAUGAUGAUUUGAAACUUUGUUCUCAUACUAUGAUGCUUCCUACUCGAGGCCAACUGGAAGGGAGAAUGAUAGUAACUGCGUAUGAGCAUGGGCUGGACAAUGUCACUGAGGAGGCGGUGACUGCUGUUGUAUAUGCAGUGGAGAAUCACCUUAAAGAUAUUCUGACAUCAGUGGUAUCAAGAAGAAAAGCUUACCGUUUACGAGAUGGUCAUUUUAAAUAUGCAUUUGGUAGCAAUGUGAAUCCGCAGCCUUACUUAAAGAAUAGUGUAGUAGCGUACAAUAACUUAAUUGAAUGCCCUCCAGCAUAUUCAGUUCCUUCUACUGGUCAGAAUCCAGCUUCCCACCCACCUCCUGAUGAUGCUGAGCAGCAGGCAGCUCUCCUGUUAGCUUGCUCAGGGGAUACUUUGCCAGCUUCAUUGCCUCCUGUAAACAUGUAUGACCUUUUUGAAGCUUUACAGGUGCACAGAGAAAUGAUUCCUACACAUACGGUAUAUGCCCUGAACAUUGAAAGGAUCAUCAUGAAACUCUGGCAUCCAAAUCAUGAAGAGCUUCAACAGGACAAAAUUCAUCGGCAACGUUUGGCCACUAGGGAGGGGCUGCUGCUCUGCUGAUGUAGCAGUUGAGAUCUGAGGGUGUUGAACUCUUACCAAAUUGAUGUCUAAGAACUGGAUUUUUUGUCUACAUUUCAAGGCUGAAAUGUGCAAUGCAUAACCACUUCCUAUGGAAAUGACUUGUGUUAAUGUAUUUAUGUGCUACUAUGAAGCCAUAUUAUAAACCUGACCUUUGUUAAUGAUCCA
Messenger RNA from Trichosurus vulpecula (common brushtail), 1357 nucleotides. It is a transcript of the gene TADA1, whose product is annotated as transcriptional adaptor 1. The coding region runs from base 164 to 1171 and encodes 335 amino acids. Gene Ontology annotation, molecular function: transcription coactivator activity. The transcript is spliced from 8 exons. Gene Ontology annotation, biological process: regulation of transcription by RNA polymerase II. Lineage: Eukaryota; Metazoa; Chordata; Mammalia; Diprotodontia; Phalangeridae. The record is from RefSeq and is a predicted model, not a curated record. Gene Ontology annotation, cellular component: SAGA complex.